Molecule: messenger RNA, 1880 nt
Organism: Paramecium sonneborni
Lineage: Eukaryota; Ciliophora; Oligohymenophorea; Peniculida; Parameciidae
Source: the annotation of a GenBank genome assembly
UAUAACAUUUUAUGCACAAGCGACAAGUUCAAAUAGAAACAUUAAAGUAUUUGUAACAUAAUAAUAGAUAGUCCUCAAAAAUGUCUAACUCAAUCAAGAUCACCAAAAUAAAAUGUAAAACCAAUCCAACCUUAAAUAUUAAAGCAAAUUACUCAGUUAAUAAAGAACUCUAAAGAUAGAAAUACUGAAAGAUUAUUCAAAUAACAUGAGAAGCUUAAUGUCAUUCAAAAUAUUUAACCUUCAACUACUUCAAGGCCAAUAGAGAGUCGUGAUAUAUCUGUCACUUUUCAUUAAUUAUUAUAAGAGUUUAGAAAUCACAAGAAGCAAAACAAAGAGAAUUCAUUCAAUAGAAUCAAUAAACCAUCCAAAAAAGUUAGAUAGACCAGUUUUCCAAAUGCAGUUCUUCUAAAUAAUUCCAGUAGUCAAAAUCAUAUCAAAGAUAAUAUGCAUAUAUAUAAAGGAGAUUGCAAUGAUAAAUUAACACAAAAAAUAUUAUCAAUUGCCUAAGCUUCACGUUCUUAAAAUAAUUAUACAUUAUAAUUUAAUGGAGUAAUUGAAAACAUGUGUCGUUGUUCUUAAGAAUAGAAUAAUUUAUUGUAUGAAGUUAAAGAAUAAUUAAAAAAUAACGAUUCUCAUUAUAGAAAAAGCUCUUAAAGAUGUGCCUCAGCUGAUAUUUAAUUAAUAAUAAGAAGUUCUUAUAAAAAAUCAAGAUCAUCUUCUAUAGAUAGAAAAGAAUCUCGAUAUUUAGGUUCAACAUAAACACACUCUAAUCCUAAAGAAUUAGAUUUAACUUGUGAUGAAAAUGAAAUUGUUGUAAACAAUGUUAAUCUUGAUGAAAGAAUCAGAACUGAGCCUGAUCCUUUAGUAAAUCAGGAAAGACAAUAUUUAGCUGAUCCAUAUUAUUUAACUAAAUAAAAUGAAAUAACUUGGUUAAUAAGAGCGAUUGUGAUUGAUUGGAUGAUGGAAACUGCUAUGGGUAAUAGAUUAAAAAGAUAAACAUUUCAUUUAUCAUUAUUUUAUUUUGAUUCCUAUUUAUCAAAAAAAAAAGCUAAUAAAUAAAAUAUUUAAUUAAUUGGAUUAGCAAGUUUGUUAAUAGCAAAUAAAAUAGAAGAAGUAAAUCCAAUUAGUCUACUUUAAUUUUAAAAAGCUGCCAAUAAUGGUUAUAAAUAGAAUGAAAUUUUAAAUAUGGAAUUAGAUAUACUAUUUGUAAUUUAUUUUUUUGUUUUAUAUUCAGACACUCAAAUGGCAAGUGAAUCCUCCAUCUUAUACUUAUUGGAUUAAUUGGUUUACAGAUUAAUGGGAUAUUUAUGCAAGUGAUCAUUGUAUCAAUCUCUUUUUUCGAAAACCAAACGAAGAAUCUUACUAAUGUAAUUAAAUUUUAAUAAAAAGUGUUUAGAAAGUUAUGUUAACUUAUUGAUUGCACCUUAUUAGAUAUUUAAACUCUUCAAUAUAUGCCUAGAACUAUAGUUGCCUCAUUUAUGUAUUUAAUCAUUUCAUUUUAACUUAAUGUUUUUGAAAUUGAUAUGCUCGAAAUCAUGUCCAGAACAUCAAUGUUUCUAUUAAAUCGUAAUAUUAUUUAACUAUAAUUUUUAGGAGAUAAUUAAUUUAACAUUAUAUUUGGACAAUUUGUAACUAUUACUUUUGGCUUUGCUUUAUAAGAUAUUUUACCUGCUAUUCAAUAUGCAGUUGGUUUUUAUGAAUUAGAAAUCAAUUAUGAAACACCUCCUGGAGUUGUUCAUUUAUCUAAUACUCCUUUGGAAGUAAUAUUCAUUUUUUAUCUUAGUCAAACUAUGAAGAAUUUCUUUCAUUUUAAUGUUAUUCAAAAUACUCACUUUAAUUCAUCAGAUAAAAAACAAGAGAUUGAUAUAUUUAAUUAAUUC